This is a messenger RNA of Corythoichthys intestinalis (scribbled pipefish), 3170 nucleotides long. RefSeq names its product kinesin-like protein KIF15-A. Gene Ontology annotation, biological process: microtubule-based movement. Lineage: Eukaryota; Metazoa; Chordata; Actinopteri; Syngnathiformes; Syngnathidae. The coding region runs from base 1071 to 3098 and encodes 675 amino acids. Gene Ontology annotation, molecular function: ATP binding; microtubule binding; microtubule motor activity. The transcript has 17 exons. The record is from RefSeq and is a predicted model, not a curated record.
GACGUGGCACUCGCAAGGUUUCCGCCGCUAUCGCCAUUGUGGAAGAUAAACUGAGGCAUUUCAACACAGGUCGCUCUUUAAAAAUGGUUGGAAAUUAUUGUGCGGUAAAGAAUUGCAACAACCGAUCGAAUAGAAAAAGGAGAAUGUACAGCUCGACGGAACACCAUUGAGUUUCUUCCGGAUCCCUACAUGGAGAAAAGGCGAGGGAAAGCUCAUAUCUGAACUUACCAAACGUCGAAGAAUGGCAUGGGUGGCCUCGAUCAGAAGGAAGGGCAUAACGUUUGAUUCUCCAGUUACACACUGAGUUUGCUCUAUGCACUUCCACUCCGGUAAGUUAAUUUCGUUUGUUUACGCAAAUUUCAGUAACUUUACGCCCUAAGUCGGCCUGUUGUUAGCUAUUGCUACAGCUAAACAACUAGCAUGCAUACAUGUGCAUUGUCUUCAUAAGACAUAAUUCAUGUCGUUGCUAAAUGAAAAAGCUGUAAUAUUUUGACGUGAGAGAGUGGCAAAGAAUUUGUACACAGGCUACAUUUUAUGCAGCAAAAGUUUUGUACAUCCGUGGUCACAGACUAAUGUAAACACACAUUGCCUACCUUUGCUAGAAAGAUGGUGUUGCCGUUUGCUAUGGUCAUAAAGUGAAGAUCCUGCACCCAUCCGCAGCAAAACUGUUCGUAGCUUUGUAGCGAUUUGUAGUUUCGGAAUUGCUGAUGAGUGUAGUAACAUAUACCAAACACUAAAUACAGCAUGAUGUCCAUUUCGCGUAGUGGUGGAAGCUUGUCGACAUCUUUAUUCCAUUUGUGUUCGGCUUGCUCGUGAGGGUCAAUAUUGUUCACAUCCUUAAAAUUGCUCACAUAUCUGUCCUUCGCCGUGGUAACAAGUUUGUCUCUGUAUCGAACUGGCAAGUAUUCCUUACUUUUUUCCAUCUUUGGUUGCCGCUAAGUUUAAAUGUCCCGUGAUGCUUCCGCAAUGGUUGCGUUGUCGCAAAUCUCGCAUGAUCCCGUGCUGCUGUGACGUAAACGCUCGAGCCUAAUUAGUGCACGUUUUACUGCUCGUCAACAUUAAUACUCAAAAUGGUGAAGUCGUGUGUGGCGGUCGGUUGCAAAAACAGAGAAGAUAGACGGAGAGACUUGAAUUUUUACCGUAUUCCGAGAGACCCGAAGAGGAGGCCGCGAUUGACUGCUGCAAUUCGACGAGAAAACUGGGCUCCAAACGACUACCACAGAUUAUGUAGUAGUCAUUUUAUAUCUGCGAAAGGCUGUGUUUUCAUUCAUGAGGAUGGACAAAGUUUGGACUACUUAUCAAAAGAUGAGCAGCUACAGCACUUGAUAUUCGACCAUGCUGUGACUAUCGACAACAUGCAGGGCUUUUAUGGAGACCUCCUACAGCCACUCACAGUGUGCGCAUGUGAAGGUUACUGUGGUUCACUGCUCAUAUGUGCAGCCUCCAUGGAGAAUAUCGGCACUCUUAUUGAUGAAGUUAUCAUCAAACAGAUGUUGGCAAGUAUGUUCAGUCACAUGACAUCACGUGUGGAAGAAGAGUGGCUUAUCUCUGUGUCCUACCUUCAGUUUCAUCCAGAUGGCUUAGCAGAAGACCUCCUGAACCAUGACUCACAAACUCUGCAACCUUUCCUUCAUCCGGUCCUUGGAGUAGUUAUCAGAGGUUUGGGCGAGGCGUGCGAUGUGGGCUCUGCAGAUGAAGCCUAUACUCUCUAUAAAGCAUGCCGGGAGGCUCAAAAGGGCAAAGAAGAGUUGAGGUCUAGUUGGCUGUUCACAGUGGCAGUGGAGUGGAAACUCCAAGAAGGUGAUGUGCCCUUUACACUCAAACGUGGCCGACUGCAGGUUUUUGGUCUGGUGGGAGGAGCCGGAGGAACAGACCUCACAAGGUCAGCGCGCAUGUUAUGCCAGGUCAACCCACUGCUGAAGGUUAUGAAUCAAAGCCCCAGUGAAGCCACCAAAACAGACCCACUCUUACAUUUCCUUCUGCGUGACGCUCUCACAGGAAAUCAAAGGACGAGACUCAUUUACUUUAUCAAACCUCAAGGUGAUUUAGAUGACGAAACUCCAUCUGCUUUAGCUUUGGCCCAAAAAGUCAAGCAUUUAACGACAAAGGCCUCUGUAUGUUGCUGGUGUCCAGAGGAAACUCAGCGGGAGAUCCGAAGUCGCAUUGCGGAGCUCAGACAUGUGAUGAUGUCAGAUGUGGCCAGUGGGACGUAUAAUAUCCACAGGCUGGCUGAGCUCAUCCAAAGCCUGCAGAUUGUGAAAGAGCAGUCAUGGAAGAAAAAAAGGGAGGAAUCACAGAGGAUUAAAUUUAAGGUUCAGCAGCUGUGUGGGCCCCAGAAGUGCCAAAUGGACAGCUGCUUAUCUGGGGGUGAACACAUCCAUCACAAAGAGAGUUUAGACACUGCAAAAAACUUGGAGGAAGAGUUGAGGCGGGAAAUGGAGAUGCAUGUAAAAGAGGACCGACGAUGCAUGGAGAAAGUCCAGGAAAGCAUAACGAGGAUCCUGCAGUUGAAGGAUGCUCUCAAAGAGGGACUGAUGAAGAACAUAACUGCAGAAAAAUGUGACCUCUGUCUACAACUAAAUGAUGAGUAUCUGUUUGAAGACAGCCGUGCACAUGAGCGUGGGAAGCAACUGAAGGAGCUCAGUGGGAGCUUAAUUCAGAGGGAGGUGGAGAAAAUGGAGAGAGACUUGGCGGGAGAGCAGCUUUCAAGUGCGGAGAGAGAGUUGCUAGUGCUGAGCAGAGAAAGACAGAUUCUGCUGCUGCAGAUGGAGACCCUGCGAGCGGAAGCUCAGCAGGCUCGCAAGCACCUGCAGGAGCAGCAUCACAAGCACCAAACUGAGCUGCGACGUUGGAGGGAAGACAGUCGCCAGGUGUUCAGGAGAUUUCACGAAUCAAGCGAGGAUCAGAAAAGGAUAUCGGAGGCCAGGUACAAAAGCAUACUUCUGGAGGCUGUGCACGACGCAGUUCAACUGUCUGCUCAGAACCAGCGGCUACAAGCCGACAACAAACAACUUCGUAGAGCUCUGGGAGAGUUAAAGGAUACACUGACCAAGAGAGGCGAGCCGAAGGCUCCAGCAUCCAUCCUGAAAAAUGACUAAAAGAUUUAAGUGUGGAAAUUUACAGGACUAAAUGAAAAACAAAACAAAUUAAGCAUUACUCCUGAACAUAAC